This is a messenger RNA of Schizophyllum commune H4-8, 864 nucleotides long. RefSeq lists its product as uncharacterized. The record is from RefSeq and is a predicted model, not a curated record. Bases 1 to 864 code for a protein of 287 amino acids. Lineage: Eukaryota; Fungi; Basidiomycota; Agaricomycetes; Agaricales; Schizophyllaceae. The transcript is spliced from 9 exons.
AUGGUGGUGGGAAAGAAGCUGCCACGCUGUCCGGGCGAUGUGUCACCUCGCGUGGCAUCCCAUCAUCACAUUGACCUCGCCCUCGCCGGUCAUCCGUGUUUCCAGGCCAAGGGCUUCGAGAGCGAAUAUGAGCAAUAUGUUUUGAGGACCAGGCAAGCGCGAUAUUCUCGUCAUAUGCACCUGUUCCACUGCAUAUCCUUGUGCGGCAUCGCUGUCAAAUGUAGGAACGCAUGCCUUCGCCACUCGAACUCGGAGCCGACACCCAAACGUACAGUGAGAGCUUCGCCCCCGCUCUUGGCCUCGGCGCCAGUCGCCCCAGCUAGCGCGCACGUCCGCGAGGAUGCUAAGACCGAAGCCGAUGGGCGGCGCCUGCAUUAUUCAGGAAAUGUGUGCAAGUCAGCGAGGACUCGACAUCUUGAAUACAAACUCGGCUCGCUUCCAUGGACGACGCUUAUGCGUCAUAACCAUGCGCCGCUUGGUGGCGCUGCGAAAGAGGCAAGGGAAAGUUUUACGGAAUGGAAUUCCCGAUGCCAAUCACUGUUCCGGGACUUAUCCGCGCCAUCAAGAGCUUGCACCGGCCGGCGAGAGCAUAUCGACGACGACCUACGGUACCCUCUAGCCGGGAGGGACGACGUGUUGUCGCAGUCUUUCCCCGACUACAUCCCGAUGCGCGUCAUGAAAGGCGCCAGUAGAGCUCAUCACCUUCUCUUUGUCUGGCUCUGCACCUUGGCGGCGCUACCGCCGCCGGCACAGAGUCUUGAAAUCGACAAUGACGCCGUGUACGCCCCCCGGCGCCUUAUAUGCUGCCGCGCGCCAGCUCGCGCGACCACUGCACACUGCCUCUGGACGAACCGGCUCGUAUAG